AUGGGUAAAGCAGAAGCAGGCUCAGCGAAAGCUAUAGGAAAUGCUAUCAAGGCGAAGGGCCUCGGUAGAUUGAGAUGGUACUGUCAAGUAUGUGAGAAGCAAUGUAGAGACGAGAAUGGAUUUCAGGCGCAUUGUCGGUCCGAACCUCACAUGCGUAAAAUCCUUCUGUUAGGUCCCAAAGCUGGAGCAGCCAUUAACGAUUUCUCUCAACAAUUCCAAUCUGAAUUCCUCCUUCUGCUGCGAACACGACAUCAAACUAAUAGAGUAAGAGCCAAUGCAGUGUAUAAUGAAUAUAUCCAAGAUAAACAUCAUAUCCACAUGAAUUCAACUAGAUGGGUUACAUUAAGUGGUUUUAUACAGACGUUGGGGAAAGAAGGAAUCGUUCAUGUGGAUGAGGAUGACAAAGGGUUGUGGAUUACUUGGGUUGAUACGAGGCCUGAAACGCUGGCUAGGCAGGCCGCUGCACAAAAGAAAGAUCGAGCUACGAUGGAUGGCGAAGAAAGAGAACGUAAAAUGUUAGAAGAACAGAUAUCCCGUGCGAAAUUACAACUUGAAGCCAACGGCCAAGGGGAUCAAUCGAAAGGAUUGGAAAAGAAAGAAGGUGAAAAGAUUAGCUUGAAUUUAUUUGGCAACAACACUCCACUCCAGCGACAAGACAGUGGAGAUGGAGAUAAAGACAAUACAAAUGGAGAAGAGAAGAAAGUAGAAGUACAAGUAUCAACGAAACCUUCAGGCUUUACUACAUUCUCCACUUCCUCUUCUACCAAGCCAAUAACGGUCAACCCCUUGAAGAGACCUGUUCCGAUGAAUGUUUUCAAAUCUGCCAAACAACCCAAAACCGAAUCGAGGGAAGAUGGACAAGGAGGAAAGAAGACGAUGAGCGAAGUUGAAAGGUUGAUGAAAGAGGAUCAAGCUAGGAAGAGUAGUAAACCUAUGGGAUAUAGGGGUAUGGGUCCUUCGAGAGGUGGUAGAUAG
Kwoniella botswanensis is the source of this 975-nucleotide messenger RNA. RefSeq lists its product as uncharacterized. Gene Ontology annotation, cellular component: nucleus. Lineage: Eukaryota; Fungi; Basidiomycota; Tremellomycetes; Tremellales; Cryptococcaceae. Gene Ontology annotation, molecular function: double-stranded DNA binding. Gene Ontology annotation, biological process: DNA damage response; DNA replication. The record is from RefSeq and is a predicted model, not a curated record. Bases 1 to 975 code for a protein of 324 amino acids. The transcript has 4 exons.